Molecule: messenger RNA, 564 nt
Organism: Trypanosoma theileri
Lineage: Eukaryota; Euglenozoa; Kinetoplastea; Trypanosomatida; Trypanosomatidae
Exons: 1
Coding region: 1-564 (187 amino acids)
Source: RefSeq, a predicted model, not a curated record
AUGGUUUUGCGUUUUGUGUUGUGUGUGAUCACUUUGCUUGUGAGCAUUGGCUGUGCUGGUGUAACGGCGGCUGAAGGCGUUGGCCCUUCUGCUCUUGCUACCCCUUCUCAACCUGAUUCUGAUAAUUGUAUUCAAGAUUCUACUGAUGGUUCUGAAUGUCCUCCUAAACGUAUACAACCUGAAGAUCAUUCUAAAAAUUGUGAGGGUAGUACUGAGAAAGGUAAAUGUCCUAAAACGGAUAAAGCCAUUGAAGGCGGUGAGUCUUUAAGAGAUGAACAUGCGAAUGGCCUUUCUUCUGUUCUUGAGGCUACGGGUGGUGAAUUGGUAACAAGAGUUUCGCAACCCGAACCAAAUGCAGUGGGAGUGGGAAGUGUAAGAGGUACGACAUUAAAUACAGAUGAUCUGGAGAAUCAAAAACAUGACGAAAGUGAAAGAGGAAAACCACCACUAACUCCAGAGGAUAGAACUCAUAGGGAAACUACUCAAUCAGAAGCUCAUGUACAGACCCAAGCGCAACAAAGCNUCCACCUGUUGGGAUUCUUUCUUCUUUUUUUUGUUUCUUAA